AGAGAGCCGCACAUACACACACACACACACACACAGGUCUGUGAGCCCCAGUGGUUAGCGGUUGACUGGCGCAGUUGCCCGGGAGAACAAUGCACGCGAGCUCCAGCGCCCUGAGGACCCUCAUAAAAGGGGGGAAGGUGGUGAACGACGACUGCACGCAGGAGGCCGACGUCUACAUCGAGAACGGGGUCAUCCAGCAGGUGGGCCGCGAGCUGAUGAUCCCCGGCGGGGCCAAAGUCAUCGACGCCACCGGCAAACUGGUCAUGCCCGGGGGCAUCGACACCAGCACCCACUUCCAGGAGACCUUCAUGAACGUGACCUCGGUGGACGAUUACUACCAGGGCACCAAGGCUGCUCUGGUGGGAGGAACAACAACAAUAAUUGGCAAUGUUUUGCCAGAUAAAGAGUGCUCUCUUCUAGAGGCUUAUGAAAAAUGCAGAAAUCUUGCAGAUCCCAAAACCUGCUGUGACUAUUGUUUACAUGUUGGUGUGACAUGGUGGGGACCACAGGUGGAACUUGAAAUGGAGAAGCUAGUGAAAGAAUAUGGAGUGAAUUCAUUUCAAACGUAUAUGACCUACAAGGACCAAUAUAUGCUACGGGAUAAUGAGCUUUACCAAGUGUUCCGUCUCUGCAAAGCCCUAGGUGCUAUAGCUUGUGUCCAUGCUGAAAAUGGAGAACUGGUGGCUGAGGGUGCAAAGGAAGCCUUGGAACUGGGAAUCACUGGACCUGAGGGAAUAGACAUCAGCAGCCCUGAAGAGCUCGAGUCAGAAGCUACACAUCGUGCCAUCACAAUUGCUAACCGAACCCAUUGUCCAUUAUAUUUGGUUAAUGUCUCAAGCAAGUCUGCAGGUGAUGUCAUUGCUUCUGCAAAGAUGCAAGGCAAGAUUAUAUAUGGAGAAACAACCCUGGCACACGCAACUCUGAAUGGAUCAAACUAUUACCACCCAGAUUGGUCUCAUGCUGCUGCCCAUAUCACUGCCCCUCCGCUCCGAUUGGAUGCUGGCACUCCCAAGUACCUCAUGAGCCUGCUAGCCAAUGAUACUAUUAAUGUUGUUGCUUCGGAUCACCGUGCACUGACUAUCAAGCAAAAGGCUAUCGGCAAAGAAGAUUUCACUAAAAUUCCUCAUGGCGUUGCUGGAGUGCAAGACCGAAUGGCUGUGAUUUGGGAGAGAGGAGUGCUUGGUGGCAAAAUGGAUGAAAACAAUUUUGUUGCUGUGACGAGCUCAAAUGCUGCAAAAAUUUUCAAUCUAUAUCCCAAGAAAGGGCGAAUUGUUCCAGGUGCAGAUGCUGAUAUUGUUGUGUGGGAUCCAGAAGCUACAAGAAUGAUCUCUGUGAGCACACAGCUACAGGGUGGUGAUGUGAACAUUCAUGAGAAUAUGCGCUGCCACGGUAUUCCUCUGGUCACCAUCAGCCGUGGGCGAGUGGUCUAUGAAAAUGGCAUCUUCACUUGUGCGGAAGGGACAGGAAAGUUCUGUCCUGUCCGACCUUUCCCAGAGUUUGUGUACAAGAAACUGAUACAGAGAGAAAAGAGACUAACUGCAAAGCCCGUGGAACGUGCCCCAUAUGUAGGUGAGGUGGCUCUGGUCCUUAAUGUUGGAAAGGAGGUGGCAGCUAAUCCAGACACCCUAGGUCGACAUGCAACACGGCAUGGAGGUGUAAGGGACUUGCAUGAAUCUGGCUUUAGUUUGUCAGGAUCCCAAGUUGACGAUCACCUGCCAAAGCGACCUGUAUCUAGGGUUCUGGCUCCACCUGGUGGCCAUUCUAAUGGUAUCUGGUAAAAGGGAAGUCGGAUAUCCAGGCACUGCCAACUUUACCACCGAAUGAAUACUGAGUAUGAAUGGAUUAGACCCAACAUGCAAUGGAGCUAACUACAUGAAAUGCAGCAACACUGUACCCAAGUUCUAGGAAUGAACGUACAAGCAACUUCUUGGUUAAUUGACUUUUUUUGCUCAGUCAAGCAAGAAAAUUUUAUUUCAAUGCUUUCGGAAUUCUUCUUGAUGGUUGACUAAUAAUAGAAAGUGCAGAUAGUGUAUCAAUAUAUUACACCCUCCUACUAUAGCCUUGAUUCUCUAGUACUACUACACUGGUGAAUCUCUGCAUGAAUCUAACCAAUACAAACAAAUGUGUUUUGGACUAUUCACCUCAAAAUGUAUAAACACCGAAUUAAAAACUAAUUUUCACAAAUAAAACAACUUGCAGACACAUGCACACAACAUAAAGACUGGAUUAAGAUUGUAUACCGCAUGUGAUCUUUGUAUACCAAUGGUUUAUCCAUUUUGGGAUCAGAAUUAUGCUUUUUAUAAACCACGACUGGCUGUGUUGU
Messenger RNA from Callorhinchus milii (elephant shark), 2323 nucleotides. It is a transcript of the gene dpysl5b, whose product is annotated as dihydropyrimidinase like 5b. The record is from RefSeq and is a predicted model, not a curated record. NCBI's taxonomy places the organism in Eukaryota, Metazoa, Chordata, Chondrichthyes, Chimaeriformes, Callorhinchidae. The transcript has 12 exons. The coding region runs from base 90 to 1778 and encodes 562 amino acids. Gene Ontology annotation, cellular component: cytoplasm; cytosol. Gene Ontology annotation, molecular function: hydrolase activity, acting on carbon-nitrogen (but not peptide) bonds, in cyclic amides.